Molecule: messenger RNA, 9773 nt
Organism: Paramisgurnus dabryanus
Lineage: Eukaryota; Metazoa; Chordata; Actinopteri; Cypriniformes; Cobitidae
Gene: atm
Product: ATM serine/threonine kinase
Biological process (GO): DNA repair
Molecular function (GO): protein binding; protein serine/threonine kinase activity
Source: RefSeq, a predicted model, not a curated record
GAGUGAUGAAGAGCAGAAGGCGGGUCUGUGAAUGGGUCGGUGUGACACGCGUGAACACAGGGAGAAUUGAAAGUGAAGAGGAUAAAAAAUAAACUACUCUUAUGGAUUUUAUUGAUUCCCUCUGAAAGACAAUGAGUCUGGUGCUGCAUGAACUGUUAGUGUGCUGUCGUGGACUAGAAAAUGAGAAAGCCACAGAGAGAAAGAAAGAAGCGGAUCGUUUUAGGAGACUCAUUCGCGCGCGGGACACACACGAGGAACUUGAUCGUACGUCAGGAUGCAAAGUGUCCAAGGGUUCCAAGAAUCUCACCUGGGAUGCUGUUUUCCGGUUUCUGCAGCGGUAUUUUCAAAAAGAGACAGAGCUCCUACAGUCAGCAAAAUCCAAUGUUUCUGCCAUCACGCAGGCAAACCGACAGAAAAAAAUGCAGGAGAUCAGCAGCCUGAUGAAAUAUUUCAUCAAAUGUGCCAAUCAACGUGGUCCGAAGUUAAAGUGUGGCGAGCUGAUGUCUCAUGUGGUGGAGGUGCUUCAGAGUCCUUUCAGCUGUGCUGCAUACGGCGAGGACUACAGCACUAUUCUCCUUAAGAGCAUCUUGUCUGUUAGAAAAUACUGGUGUGAGAUGAGCCUGCAGCAGUGGCACAGUCUGUUAGAUUUGUACUGCGGGCUCUUCAAUAAGGGUUCCAAGUAUAUCAACAGGGUCCAGGUGAGUCGGAUAAUCUACACUGUGGUUCGUGGUUGUUGUUUUCAAACGGAUGGACUGUCCCACACUCUCUUCAACUUCUUUCUGAAGGCUCUGAGCAAUGCCAGGACAGAAAAGCAGCUGAUGGUGCUGGCGAAUCUGGUAUCUGCUGCCAACGUGUUUCUGUGUUCAGUGCUUCUGUCAUGCAGGAAAAGAGUUUGUGGUCUGGGUGAAGAAGUCCUGUCAUCUUUGCUGUAUGUUUACACUCAGAUGAGACCCAGUUCAGGGCUGAAAGAAGAGUUGGUCAAGUUUUUCUACAUCCAGCUUUGUGUUCAUCACCCCAAAGGAGUCAAGACUCCUGAAACAGGUGCCCAUGCUGAGAACUGGGUCAAAUGGCAGGGUCAGCUGUGCGCCCUGUAUGAAGCCCUUAUUGGCGAGAUCGGUCAGAUCGGCAGCAGAGGAAAAUACGCUACAGGAUCUCGUCAUAUAGCUGUCAAAGAAAACCUCAUUGAGAUGACUGCUGAUGUCUGCCACCAGUUGUUUAGUCAUGGCACCCAUGUCCAGGAAGUAACAUCAUCUCUGUAUCGAGAUACUCAGCGAGACAGUCCUCAGAGCUGCAAGCGCAGACGAAUCGAGCAGCCGUUGGCAAAUUGGGAGGUGAUACGCUCCAAACUGCAGUCCCACCACAGCGACUUCGAUAUGAUACCCUGGUUACAGGUCACAGCCACCCUGAUAUCCAGAUACCCCUCUAUCUUGCCAGUUGAUGAGCUCGUGCCUCUGCUGGGGUUACUUUGCCAGCUUCAGGGUGAACAGCAGCGAAGAGGUGAUAGGGGACCAUAUGUCCUGCGCUGUCUGAGAGAGGUUGCGCUCUGCCAUGCCAAAAACUCAGGAAACUCCUCAUCUCAAUCUGCUGAACUGGGCCGUCUGUGGGGCAAAGUUUGGGCUCUGGCUUUGCGAGGAGUCAGCUCAGCACAGACUGGCACUCUCUGUCUGGAACUGUUGCGUACCAUGGUGCAAGAAUCCCUGGUCCCUGUUGAUAGAGAAUUCUGGAAAAUCUUCUCUGCUGCCGUCUGCAAACCUUCCCUUGUUGGUGCUAUCUGCCUUGCUCAGGCUUUGGUGAAUUGCUCUGUUCCUAAGAGCAUUCACAGCAGUGAUAUGACCAGUGGAGUGUUGAUGGAGACGGGUGGAGAGAUGCCCACUCUGAGAGACUCCAUCAUCAGCUGGCUGCUCAUGAAUGAACAGAGCGAGGAGAUGGAGGAGAACUGCAAACCUCAUCUUAUUAUCACCAGGGAUUUUCCACUGAACCUCAUUCCUAGAAUUUUGGUGUGUUUAACACUUAAAGACAGCAGAGCCGGCUUGAAUUUUCUGAUGGGCGGUCUGGUCUCAGAGAGCUUCUCACUUCAGAGUUCUUCCUUCACAGAGGAGAAAGAGAGUUUAGGGGAAGUGGAGAGUCUGUAUCUACAGUUCAGUUUUGACGACACAUCUUCCUGCUCUCCAGUGAAAGCUCAGAGAGAAAGUAUAUGUUUAGACAAACCACAGUUCACUGUUAUUCAAACUCUCAGGACCAAACUGGAUACGAGUCUACUGUCUGUGGCCGAGCAGCUCUUUAACUGUUAUUCUCCUGAUGGUUCAAACCCUCCUCAUGAGUGUGUGGUACGCUGUGCCUUGUUGCUGACUGGAGUUCUGGCUGCUUACAUGUCUAUUGGGCUUCUUACAGAAGAACAAGCCUGUCAUUCUUCUCUCUUCCUCAAAGCCAAGGCAUUGGUUCAUGAAUUCAGUCAUUACAUAUCGACAGCAAAGAACAAACUUGGAGAGAGUGACACAAUCGCAACAAUACAGUCUGUUAUGCAGCUGUAUUCAAAUGGUAUAAGCAGAGGAGAAAAGGAGGACAACAUAUACAGUAUCUCUCGCAAUGUAUUUAUGAAGACUUUGCCAGCGAGGUUGUUGAAUGACUUGGGUGAUAUAUCCAAACAGCUGCUGAGUAACUCGGGUAAAAAAGAAAGCACGGUUAUGGAGAACGAGACAAUGGAUGAAGACAUGGAUGUGAGCAGAAUUCAGACUGACAAUCAUGAAGAGAUUGAUCUGUUUGAAGAUGGAGAUGGCCCACAUCACAGCAUCACCAGACCCAGCCAACCUAGUGAAGAAACUGCUGAUAUUAGCACAGGUGCCUUGAGUGCCUUAUCUGAGCAGCAUUUGACUAACCAGGAUGUAGCUUUCCUGUCUGUGCUUGGAUUCCUGUCGCUGUGUGCAUCCUCAGAUCUUAAUGGUGGCUUCUCUUUCAAACCUCUGGACAUGCAACGCAAGCUGCUCAAACUGCUCGAUCUCACAGACUUCUCUCAACCACUGCACCUCAACAUGUAUCUUUCCUUAUUGAAGAAACUUCCAGCAGAGGUCACAUCUCUGGCCACUGAAGAAUGGGAUGCUCUUCUCAGACCUCUGCCAGAUGUCUGUUCCCUGUAUCGGCAAGACCAGGAAGUGUGUGCUGCCAUACUGUAUGCUUUAAUACCAGCCAUCAGCUGUCUGGGCCGCACAGCGUCUGAGAGCGAGUCGGAUAAUGAGAUGGCACAUGUCCGUGGAGCUCUGCUCAAGGUCAUUUCAGGUUUCUGUAUCUUGGGUAAAUCUGGCAAAUGCUCUUCAUCUGUGAGGGCUGCACUGGGGAAGUGUUUACUGGCUUUGCUGGAGGCGGACCCUUGCUGUAGGUGGGCGGUCCUAACGCUCAGGGAGGAGGAGCUACCUGUGUCUGUGGUUCUCUCAUCUCAUCUUGCAGAUCCUCAUCAUCAUGUCUGCAUGCUGGCAGCACUGUCUGUGGAGAGAUUGUUCCUCAUAAAAAGAGAGGAUGGUGAAGGGAAGAUAAUGCUUCCUCUGAAGCAUCAGCAGACAGCCUUUGAGAACAUUUACCUUAAGGCUCAGGAGAGAAUGAGAGGACAGAGAAACUGUUCUCCUGAAGACGAGUCUGAUGAGAUCUUUAAUUGUCGAGCAACCUUAUUAAAAAGCAUCUCAUUGGUGAUGUCCUGCAGCCCUGUGUGUGAAAAGCAAGCCCUAUUUGCUCUUUUUCAAUCCCACAAAGAGAACGGAAUUGAGGAACAGCUUAUCAAAAAGGUACUGAGAUGUGUGUCUCAGGCACUCGGGUACAGGGACUCUGAAAGUUUAAUUAAUUCACACCAGCAUUACCUGGUAGCUGAGUGGCUGAACCAGAAACAAGCCGACUCGCGAUAUACGCUACAGACCUUUCCCUACGCACUGAUGGGCUACAGAGAUCUUGGAGAGUUUUACAGGUCAUCCUACCAUGUGCUGAUCCCACACCUGGUCUUCUUGAAUGACUUUGAGGAGGUGAGAUCUAUUGGUGAUCAUCUUGGCCAGGAUUGGAAGCAACUGCUGGCUAACUGCUUCCCCAGGAUCAUGGUGAACAUACUGCCCCACUUUGCCCUCGCUGGUCAAGAAGCUCAGGUGGCCCAGCAGAGAGAGAAAGCACACAGGGUGUACGAUUUACUGAAAGAUAGCAACUGCCUUGGAAAACAGCAAAUUGACAGUCUGAUUUGUAAUAACCUGGCUGACAUCGUGGUGGAGCUGUUAAUGACGCUGCAUGAGACAGCAGGAGAGUCAACGGGAAAUAAUGAAGAUUUACACAAAUUUACUGGAGAGCUGGAUCCUGCGCCAAACCCCCCGUUCUUCAGCUCGUAUGUGAUCAGAGCCACACUGGAUUACCUGAGCAAGUGUCACAGUGCUAGCCAUAAAUCUCUGGUCACCAUCCUGUCCAAAACACCAAUGUCCAUUCAGAAGAUUCUUAUAGCGAUAUGCCAGAAAGCAGCAGAUACAACCAACGCUUACGAGAGACAUCGAAUCCUUAUGAUGUACCAUCUGUUUGUCAGCAUGAUGCUGAGGGAGGUGAAGGACGGGCUUGGUGGAGCCUGGGCAUUUGUGCUUCGUGAUAUCAUCUAUACACUGAUUCACAAUAUUAACAGCAGAUCAUUUCAUCAGGAAGAGGUGUCCACCCGUAGUCUGUCCCUGUGCUGUGACCUGCUUUCAUUGGUCUGUCAGACAGCUGUUGAAUACUGUGAUGAUGCGCUGGAGAGCCAUCUGCAGGUCAUUGUGGGUACUCUCACAGCACAGGUCACUGAACAAUCUGCCAUAUCUCAACAGGUCCUUCGCCUGCUGCGGUUCCUGGUGAUGGAGAACCCAGAGAACAGGAUGCUGAGGAAGUCCAUACCCCUGCUGGAGCCUUUUCCCGACCGGCCCGCCUUCAGAGAGCUCAGAGCCGCCCAACAUGCCCUCAAAUACAACUCAGGAGCAUUCACCCUCAGACAGGAAAUUGAGCAUUUUCUGUCGGUUACUUCGUGUGAUUCGUUGCCAUUGACACGUCUGGAGGGAUUGAAAGAUUUGAAGAGACUUCUUCACAGCCAUAAACAGCAGAUCGGCCAGCUACUGAAAGAGUGCCACAGUCAAAAUCACAUUUCUGAUCCUACAAGCUCUGUUCUGCUUAAGCUGGUUCUGAACCUUCUUCAGCUCUGCAAAAUUGCCACCAACCACCCUGGAGGAAAAGACAUUUUGGAGGCUGUUGGGAGGUGCUUAGGAGAACUUGGACCUGCUGACUUGUCAACCAUUGCAUUGCAUCAUGGGAAGGAUCAGCUGUAUGCUAAAGCAGCCGAUUUGUUUCCUGAAGUUCCUCUCCAGUGGAUCUUUAUUAUUUUGAACUGCAUGGACAAUGCACUCACACAUCACAGUAUCGCCGUACGUCAGGCUGCUGGUGUGUGUCUGAAGAACGUCCUGGCCACUGAAUAUGGUAUUGAAUUCGGGGAACUGUAUAAAAGUAAAAGGGACCCAAUGCUGGCAUACCUUAACCCUUUCCGCUCUGCCAAGAGACGGGAGCCCACUGUGACUGUGGAGGUGACUUCAGAGUCCAGAGACAGACUAAACAAUCCUGACCUGUGGUCUGUACAACCUGGUGGACACAGGAACUGGUUGAAGAGUCUUUGCAUGGCUCUGUUAGACAGUGGAGGGGUUCAAAAUGAAGCUCUGCUUCUCACCAGACCUUUAUGUGAGGUGAAAACAGAUUUUUGCCAGAGGAUGUUGCCACUGUUUGUUCAUGAUAUUCUUAUGAGAGAUGCGGAUGGUUCCUGGAGGCAACUCUUAUCCACAAAUAUCCAGAGUUUCUUUAGUCAGUUCUGCAAACCCUCUACACCCACCAGCCGCCCCACCACUCCCAUGCUCUCAGAUUCAGGGAACACAGAUAUUGGAAACCAGGUUGCAGUAGAUAAGCCCUCUCUUCGUAGCAUGCUGGCAGUCAUAGACUACCUGAGACAGCAGGGUCGACCUGUCACGCAAAAAAGUAAUGAAUAUGGGACAGUGUGUGAUUCAAACUUCUGGCUGGAUCUGAAUUAUCUGGAGGUGGCUGGAGUCGCCCAGUUGUGUUCUGCUCAUUUUACUGCUCUCCUGUACUCUGAAAUCUACGUAGAUAAGAUCAGAUCUGACAUGGAGCAGAGCCGAAGGUCUCAGUCUCGAGCAUCGAGGAGAAUCACAUUUGAAGAGGGCAGUCAGACUUUGUCCAUUGGUGCUGUGAAUAUAAAGAGUUUAGAAGACUCUGGCAUCAGUCUACAGGAUCUUCUGAUUGAAGUGUACAGGUGUAUUGGAGAACCUGACAGUCUGUAUGGUUGUGGAGAGGGCAAGUUAAUCAGUCCUCUUACUAGGAUUCGAACUUAUGAGCAUGAGGCCAUGUGGGAAAAGGCUUUGGCUUCAUAUGACCUUCACUCCAACCUUCCAGAGGUCACACGACAGAUCGGCAUAGUGGAGGGUCUGCAGAACUUUGGUUUGUGUAGUAUUUUGAGCACAUAUCUCCAUGGGCUGGAGAAGGAAGGUGUGGAGUGGAGUCCUGAACUUCGAGAGCUACGCUUUCAGGCCGCCUGGAGAAAUACACAGUGGGACUGCGAUCUGCCUGAAAGAAAUGAGAAACUAAAGCCUGGUAUCAAUGAGUCCCUGUUCAGUGCACUUCAGGUUCUGCGGGACAAAGAAUUAUCAUUGUUUGAGCAAACCCUUAACUAUGCCAGAGGUCAUGAGGUGGAGGAGUUGUGUCGUGGCAGUUUGGAGGCUGUGUCUUCACUUUAUCCUGCUCUCUGUAACCUGCAGAGAAUUUCUGAACUCCAGAGUGUCCAGGAUCUUUUCACAAGGCCAAUAACUGACUCCAGUCUGAAUGAGGUCUACAGGAAAUGGCACCAACACUCAGAUCUUUUGACCGACAGUGAUUUUACCUUAGUGGAGCCUGUUUUAGCCCUGCGCUCCUCCAUACAGGAAGCCCUGAUUUCCUCAGCGACAGACCUUGACCAGAAGAACUACCUGAUAUCAGCCUAUUCCUCACACCUGAUGGAGCUCUGCAAGCUGGCUCGCUCUGCAGGCAACACACAGCUGGCAGAACGAGCAGUUUUUCAGAUGAAGCAGCGAAGCGUGGCAAUGGCUGGUGCCGUGUGUUCGUGGGCCUGGCAGCUGGAGGAGGCACAGGUGUUCUGGGUGAAGAGGGAACAGGGAUUGGCUCUGGGGCUACUCAAACAGAUGAUCCACAAACUAGAGGAUCUGGUGUGUGUGAAUCCUGCUUUGGUCCCGGUGUAUUCCGAAUGUUUGAGACUGUGUGGAAGUUGGCUGUCUGAAUCCUGUCUGGAAAGCCCUGCUGUUAUACUGGACAAAUAUCUGGAAAUGGCUGUUGAGGUGAUCAAGGAGCAUCAUGGCGGUUCAGACGCUGAACUCCAGAGCCAGAAAACCCAGGCUUUCUUCUCGCUGGCCCGUUUUUCUGAUGCACAGUACCAGAGCAUUGAGAACUACAUGAAGUCAUCAGAGUUUGAGAAUAAGCAGGCGCUCCUGGAAAAGGCUAAAGAGGAAGUGGACCUCAUGCGAGAGAGGAGGGUCAGCAAUAACAGAUACACUGUGAAAGUUCAGAGGGAACUUGAGCUGGAUGUCAAGGCAAUGGCCAACCUGCAGGCUGACCGCAACCGUUUCCUCCUCAAAGCUGUGGAGAACUACAUUCAGUGCCUGGAGCUUGGAGAGGAGCACGACACCUGGGUCUUUAGACUGGCUUCCCUCUGGCUGGAGAACGCUGAUGUCAAAGCAGUCAAUGACUUGAUGAAGAGUGGUGUAAAGAAAAUUCCAUCAUACAAGUUCCUGCCUCUGAUGUACCAGCUAGCUGCUCGUAUGGGCACAAAAGUCUCCAGUUCACAGGACGUGGGCUUUCAUCAUGUUCUGAAUGAGCUGAUCUGUCAGUCAUCCCUUGACCAUCCCCACCACACUCUCUUCAUCAUCUUGGCCCUGGUCAACGGCAACAAAGAUGAGAGUUUUUCGCGUAGCCGUUCAUCCAAGAGCAGUGCGCGCCAACCUUCACCUCUGGAUUUGGAGCGUGCUGAUGUAGCUCGAAAGAUCAUUGACGUGGUUCGUAAAAAGAGGGCCAAGAUGAUCAAAGGCAUUGAGACACUCUGCGAUGCCUACAUCACUUUGGCUUACAUGGACGCCAGUCGCCAUAAAACUGAAAAGAAAGCCAUACCCAUCCCACCUGAACAACCUAUUAUGCAAAUUAAAAACCUUGAUGAUGUCAUCAUUCCCACCAUGGAGAUCAGGGUGGAUCCAUCAGGCAAAUACGAAGAUCUUGUCACUGUCAGUUCAUUCAAACCUCACUUUUACCUGGCUGGAGGUGUGAACCUACCAAAGAUAAUCGACUGUGUGGGCUCAGAUGGCAAGAGCAGGAGACAGCUAGUCAAGGGUCAGGAUGAUCUGAGGCAGGACGCUGUGAUGCAGCAGGUGUUUCAUAUGUGCUCCACACUCCUGCAACGUAACGCAGAAACGCGCAAGAGAAAACUCAACAUCCGCCGCUACAAAGUGGUGCCAUUUUCCCAGCGCAGUGGUGUUUUGGAGUGGUGUUCUGGUACUGUACCCAUUGGAGAGUUCCUGGUAGACCCACAGAAGGGGGCACACAAGCGCUUCCGACCACAGGACUGGACCAACAUGGCGUGUCGUAAGAAAAUGAUGGAUGCUCAAAGACUGGAAUUUGAUGCCAAACUUGAGGCUUUCACAGAGGUGUGCCAGCAUUUCCGGCCAGUGUUUCGAUACUUUUGCAUGGAGCGUUUCCUGGACCCAGCCGUGUGGCUGGAGAGACGACUAGCAUAUACUCGCAGUGUGGCCACCUCCUCUAUUGUUGGUUACAUCGUUGGCUUGGGUGAUCGACACAUUCAAAACAUUCUCAUUGAUGAACAGACCGCAGAAUUGGUCCACAUAGACCUUGGUGUUGCAUUCGAGCAGGGUAAAAUCUUACCCACCCCUGAGACUGUUCCUUUCAGACUUUCUCGAGACAUCGUGGAUGGGAUGGGCAUCAGUGGGGUGGAGGGCGUCUUCAGGAGAUGUUGCGAGAAGACGAUGGAAGUCAUGAGGAGCUCUCAGGAAGCCCUGUUAACCAUUGUGGAGGUGUUGCUGUAUGACCCUCUGUUCGACUGGACCAUGAACCCUCUAAAGGCUUUUUACCUGCAGCAACACGAUGAGCAGGCAGAGCUUAAUGCCACACUUAACACCACGCCAGGCGGAGAUGAGCUUGACGGACACCGCAAGGCCAGCAGUGACAGUCAGAGCUUUAAUAAAGUGGCCGAGCGAGUGUUACUCAGACUGCAGGAGAAGCUGAAGGGUGUUGAGGAGGGAACAGUUCUCAGUGUCGGAGGGCAGGUUAACCUCCUCAUCCAACAGGCUAUGGACCCUAAAAACCUCAGUCGGCUUUUCUCCGGUUGGCAGGCCUGGGUCUGAUACACCUGCUUACACACCUCAUACGUAUAAAAUGUCAUCUAAAAUAACCAAGUGAAUGUGAGAAGUAACCAAUAGCAGGUGGACAUGUCUUGUUCGGUUUAACAUGAAUAUUUGUUUACUCUGACUGUCCACCUUGAAAAUACUUGCACUAUUAGCCUAUAUUAAAAUAAAAUACUUAUAGAUAUACUGUAUGUUAACUGUAGUAUUUAGUAUUGAGCAUGGUAAUGGCUUGUAGAACAAAUGUGUAAAAAACAUAUUUUGCAAAAUCCUUUUUUGACCUUGCAACAAAAUGAAAAUGUUAUAAUUUUUGUUCAAAUAAAUCCACAUUUACCCACA